This is a messenger RNA of Ceutorhynchus assimilis (cabbage seed weevil), 1261 nucleotides long. Lineage: Eukaryota; Metazoa; Arthropoda; Insecta; Coleoptera; Curculionidae. The record is from the annotation of a GenBank genome assembly.
AUCUACUAUUAAAUAAAUAAAUUAGAAUUUCAAUUUUGAAAAUAUUCGUUUUUUCCAAGUUAGCGUUUAGCCGUGAAAUUGGGUGAAAACUUGGAGAUCACCUAUGAUUUCAAAGAUAAUUUUUAUACAGUUGUUGGUAAUGGAUAAUUCCAUUAUCGGCUUCAGAAUGAUUCAGACUUUUCUGAUAAAUAUUUUGCAAGUCUCACCAAAAGAAACUAUUCUCCGAUGGACAGUGUUGAUUCACAAGGAUGCCAACAAAAAUCAAAUAAUCAGUGUGACAUAGAAAAUAAACAAAAUACUUGUUUUGGUGCCAGCUGUGACCCUACUCUCCCAGUACAAGUACUGACUUUCAAUCAUUGUGGUCACCAUGUACAGAUAUUGAAACCAAUCCAAAAAUUGAAUUUAAAUGGACCAAACAGGUUACAUUACUUCUUUUGAAUUUACACAAGGAAAAAAAUAAACAAUUCCGAAAUUUGAAAAUGAAAAAUAAAGAUAUUUGGUCAAAAAUAUUAAAAGAAUUUCAAAACAGAGGAUACAUUGUCACAAUAGAUCUGUUAGACAGAAAAUUCAGGAAUAUAAAAAAACCUAGAAAGACAAUAAAGAUAAAAAAAAGACUACUACUGGGGAAUCAUCCAUAACAUGGGAAUAUUUUGAAAUUAUGGAUGAGAUCUUUUUCAAUGAUAAAACAAUGAACCUGACGUCCUCAAUAUCUUCAAUGGAACCAGUUUUAAAAAAUUCCAAAUUUAAUUUAAAUUUAUUACAAUCGUUAAAGUAUUGUACAAGAAGAAUCAGGAACCAAAAGUGGAGAAAAAAUCUGAAAAAGAACUGACAAAAGUCAUUAAGGCAAAAAGAGUCAAGCAUCUGUAUGAUCAUCGAAAAAAAAAUACAGAAAAUAGAAAAUCAAAGAUGAGAGGAGGUGCAAAAAUUGAGACUAGCAAAACAGAGAAACAAUGAUAUUCAAAAAGAAAGGAAUGAACUUUUAAGGCAAAUGAUGUCAAGAAAUUGAACUAGUAAGCGUUAGUUUCUUUUUCUAUUCUAAUUCUAUGAUGUAUGUAAAUUUUCAUGGAUUUGAGUUUAGGUGCCGUAGAAGUUUGUUAAUGUUAAUUUAUUAUUCCUAUUUUUUUCUGGCAAAAAUCUGUAAGUUUAAGUGUUGAAUACCUAGGUAUUAUAUAGUAUAUAGUAUAGUAUAUUUUUUUUUCAGUUCCUAUCUUCUGUGAUACCUGCAGGUUUGAGUUAAAGUUAUUUUAGUUUAUUUUUGUAA